GCUUAAUAACAAUACUUAAAGGCUUCCUUAGUGGUCUUUAAAUAAGGUUUUCAAUCUGCAUAUUAGCCAAUGCGUAUUGACGAAAAACCCAGAAAUUUAUUAUUUAUUUAAUUCAUCAGAUUUACAGAAAUUCAAAGAAAAUCCACCACUGGACUAGCAGAAAAAAAUUCACGAAAAACAUUUAAAAAACAUGCGAUCUCACAUAUUUGAACAAUACUGUACCGGUACGGCUGAUAAGCACAAUUAGCAAAAGCUAGAGCCGGAAAAUAUUCCCAAAAUUCGCUGUCGUAUUUUAAGGAUAUAUUUGAAAAAAUUUUUUUGAAUUAUUCAUUAAAUACUUUAUUAUACUAAGCCUUCGCAACAGCAUGGCGUUUUCAUAUCCUGAUAUUACCAAACUGCCAAAAUGUGCAAACGAAAUAACGAAUUCGGCUGAGUACAUAAAAUAUUUACCUGCAAUUGCAACAAAAACGAAAAGCAAGGAAGAUGCUGAAUGUGUACUUCAACAUAUAGCAGCUGUAAUAGAAUACGAAACAUCCAUUAAUUCCAGAUGUGGCUCGAUUGUGGCUAAUCAAGUCGUCUUAAAUACAGCUUAUCGAGCCUACUUCCAACUAAGUCAGCAACACCAAUUUCCUGGAACAAAUUUAUACUCUUUACCACAAACGAAAUUGCUUUACUCAGAGGAAUGUGGUUUUCAGCUCAUAUAUGCCAUACUUUUAACUAAUCACAAAUCAACCACAAUUAAACCAGAGGAACUUAUCACUGAAUGUAGUAAAGCACUAAGUGAUGCUAUCGAUGAAGACUGUGGCAACAUAUUAUAUAUACUCAGAGUUAUAAACUUAUUAGUGGAGAAAUUUCCAACGUUAAAUGCAAAUGUUUCACUACAGCAAAUCUACUAUUGCCUACAGGAUAAUCAGUUUGGCAUGCGUGAAGAAACAUUGAAUCUUUUUUCCAACUGUUGUCGUCAAAAAGAAUACGCACUUGCAAAUUUUCACGUUAUAUUAGAGUUUUGGCCAUGGUCGAAUCGAUAUAAAUUUUAUUUGAUGAGCUGUAUAUUUAAACAGUACAAUUUAAAUGAAUUUCUGCGUAGUGCACAACAUAGUGCAGAUGAGUUCUAUGCCGGGGUACGUCUGAGCUUGAGUCAUAAAAGCCUUUUGUCUGCAAGUCAACAUUUAAUUAAAGCCUUAAGUGCACAAAAAUCUCGCGAAUUAUUAAACUUGUGUGCGGACAUACUAAUUUACGGCACUGUAAUCGAAAUAAAGAAUUUUUAUGCACAUUGGUUUGGACGUAUUGAACAAAAACAUAGAUUAUUUGAAUAUGUACAGUGUAAACCGGAAAUUAUAAAUUCUGUUGAAAAUAGAAUAGACAGUGCUAUAGAGCUUGAUUGCUUUCGUUCAACAUUAAUUUUCACUAUGUUUUCGCGGCAAAUAUUUCCAGUAUCAAAGUUGCACUUCUUUAAAAUCAGUACUGAAUUAAUAACGAAUUGUUCCAACUAUGGAUUGGAUACACAAAUGCUGAUUUUUAAAUUAAUAGUUGAUAAUUUGUCAAAUUUUUCUAUUGAAGAUUGUCUCGAAUUUAGCGCCGCAUUCAUAAAGGCACAUAAGAAUAUCGAAAACGCCCAAUAUCGCAACGAAAUUCUGGGUAAAAUACCAGUAAUUGUCAACUAUGUAGCAAAGACAUUUUGCAAAUUACAUGAUGGUGAGGGUACCACUACUCUUGAAGACAGUAUUCAAACAUUUUUCAAACAACUGCAUCAGAUAAUCGAGACCGAUAUUUGCAGUGAUAUUUACCAACCGAAAAUAUUUUCCUUACGCCUUCUAGAUAUUCUACUAAAAUCAUUGUACGCUGAUCAAUUGUCCAAGAAUACCAAAAAUUGUUCUCUAGCACAGAAUAAGAAUCUCGGCAAUUUUUUAGUUGCAGAAAAAGUAUUUGAUGCUGCUUUUCUUACCAUGGAGCUUUUUAAACUACUUGAUGAUCCGUUCGGUUUCAAUGAUGCAUUAGAUUUGAUUGUAGGCCUAUUAAAACAAAUCAAUUUCACCAAUGUAGAGGAAAGUGUUCGUUGUUGCAAGGAGUUUAGUCGACGCAAUGAUGUCGAUGAGUGUGCCCUAAGCACUCUUUAUGCGCGUGUGACAGUUAAUUGCUGUAGGAGUAUGGGACACCAUAAAUCACUUGAAUAUUUGCUAGAUUUCGCUUUAACAACUUUAACAAAUGUUUUCGAAGAUUUCCAAGCAGAUCCAUUGCAAGUAUGUAAAACGAAAAAUCAUUUAUUUGGCUUCAUAAAUAUUGCUGGCGAGGUCGUGAAGGGCAUCAUUAACUUAACCACUGAAAAGCAGAGUGAAAUUCUCAGCCUCUUGGAAAGAGUAUUAAAUUUAAUUUUGAAUCUAUUGAAUUCGUGCAAAUCUGAUCCAACAAAAGCUGCUACGAAUGCUCCAAGUUUUCAAGAUAUGGAUGAAAGUUUAGAAAUGUUGGUAAAAAAGAGUUCAUACCAAAAUGGAAAUAAUAGUGAUCAUCGCAAAUUUUUACUCAUGUCAUUUUGGUUGACUUUAAAGGCUUCUUGCGACUUGGCAACGGAAAUCGGUGUGAAGUAUGUGUCAACAGUUGGUAACGGCUUCAAUGAUAAUCAAAUAUUAAAGCUUUGUCUAGACAUAAGUGUAACGGUGUUAACACGCUGCAGGCACAAAGGCGCUAUCGAAGCGGCUGGUGUAAGCAUAGGUAAGCUGGCCAAAAAUAUAACUACACAUUGUUCACCAACUUCGGAAGCAUAUAGUUUACUAUACAAUUGCUUGGAUUUUUUAUUGGAUAAUAAACCACAAGUAAGCGUAACACGUCGUGGUGCAGGCUUUUCCAUAAUGAUGUUGCAUAUUGUGAAAAAUGAGCAGCAACGUACAAGGCCACUGCUCAAGAGUGUGAUGGAAAAAAUUUUAACUUUACUGAAAAGCUUUGAAGCUACAGGUACGACUACUGUGCAAACUUAUGAUCGUUUAGAAGCAUUACUUCUGCACUAUCUAUGCGUACUUGUUCGCGAUACUGAAUUGCGCGAUGCCGCAUCUUAUUAUUACAAAGAUAUACUAUUAGUCACAUUAAAACGCAUUGAGCAUCCCGAAUGGACCGAAUUCAAUGCAGCGCUGCAACUAUUUGGUGCACUAGUACCGAAAAUCGUCGGUCAAUCACCAGCAAAAGAUUUUGAGGCACCAGCAGGUAAUGAAAACAAUGAUAUAACUUAUGAUGAGAUUGUCCGUAAACUGCCAACGAUCUGCGAGUAUAUACUUAAUUAUUUUGAUGCCAAAAAAGACUUGAAUACCAACAUAAACACAACAAUAUUAUUCCUCAGCUUUCUCGCAAAAAUAAAACAUUUACCCAAACAAAUUGAACCCAGUGAAUGUGCAUUUCUACACCGCAUACGCGUAUUAACAUGGCACUUAUUGGCACAUCGAUGUGACAAUGUACGGAAAUUGGCUGCCUUGUGCUUUGUACGCGCUCAUGACUUUAGGCUGGAAUUACCACAAGCAAUAUUGAAUAUUUCUAAUAUGGUCGGCAAUGUAAAUGAUGAGAAUCUAUUUUUGGGUUUACUUGCUACAAUUUCUGAAGGCGUUUUGCGCAUGCAACAUGAGAGUAUGCACACAAGCGAUGAAGGGCACAAAUGCUUCUUGAAAGAACUACGGUCUUCAUUGACUGACCUGAAGGUUGGGCAGAAAUAUACGCCAUACACAUUAAGUAAGCUGUUCGAUAUCUGCAUACUUGUCGAUUUGAAUAGUCAGUCGGGUAUAAUGCAGGAAUUGUUAAAAACAGUUUCUACAUUCGAUGAUGCUGCAAUCGGCUUGGAUGUGUUUCAGCAGAGUGUGCAAAAAUUUAAGUCUUCAACAUGAAUUGAAAUAGAAAUUAUGCACAUUAUGAUAGUCAAAUACUUAAGCACUAAGUAGUCAUAAGGUCAGAGGCUUUAGUUAUAAUUUGUUUUAAUUUAUUUUUACAAAAUUAAUUAUGAUUAAGAUGAAAGUCGACGAAAUAAUAGAUUAAGACAAAAGAUCAGUUUAAGGCAUCAUUUUAAUUGAACAGAUUACAUUGAGCACAAUACAUACAAAAUUAAUAAACAUUUUUAAUUGCCUACAAAUACAACAAAUUAUAAAUGAAAACAUCUUACAAGUAAACACCCAAUCAUUAAAAUUAAUGCUUUUGCUUUAUGUCCUUAACCCUGUGUAACCCUGAAUUAUAGACUCAAAUAUAUAAGUAUUUGCGUGUGUAGAAGAAGUCUAAUAAAAAAAUAUGAUAAUUGAAAUAU
This is a messenger RNA of Ceratitis capitata (Mediterranean fruit fly), 4273 nucleotides long. Its product is annotated as Thyroid adenoma-associated protein. The record is from RefSeq and is a predicted model, not a curated record. Gene Ontology annotation, biological process: tRNA methylation. The transcript has 4 exons. Gene Ontology annotation, cellular component: cytosol. The coding region runs from base 366 to 3863 and encodes 1165 amino acids. NCBI's taxonomy places the organism in Eukaryota, Metazoa, Arthropoda, Insecta, Diptera, Tephritidae.